Molecule: messenger RNA, 1578 nt
Organism: Trichoderma breve
Lineage: Eukaryota; Fungi; Ascomycota; Sordariomycetes; Hypocreales; Hypocreaceae
Product: cytochrome p450 domain-containing protein
Exons: 3
Coding region: 1-1578 (525 amino acids)
Molecular function (GO): monooxygenase activity; oxidoreductase activity, acting on paired donors, with incorporation or reduction of molecular oxygen; heme binding
Source: RefSeq, a predicted model, not a curated record
AUGGCAAGUCCAGUCGUAGGUCAGGUCGCCAUUGUCCUGGUAGGCUUCCUCCUCUACCAGUUAUUCUUCCGCAACAAGUCCAAAUUUCCUUUGCCUCCCGGCCCAAAACCUCUUCCGAUCGUUGGCAACAUCGGGGAUCUCCCGCCUCCAGGAACACCGGAUUUCCGACACUGGCUUCCAUUCAAAGAAAAAUAUGGCCCCAUCAGCUCUGUCACCCUGCUAGGCAGGACACUGGUCAUCAUCCAGGACAAGGAGGCUGCCGUCGAAUACCUGGAAAAGAAUUCGUCAAAGACUUCUUCACGCCCCCAGUUCGAGUUUGCCAACAUGUGCGGAUAUGGAACAAUGCUGGCCUUCAUGGAUUAUACCGAUUUGUUUCGCCAGCACCGCAAGUUUGUUCAUCACCAAUUUGGGACAACAGCCCUUGUCUCCCGCUUUAAUGGUGUUCAAGAGAUCGAGUCCAAGCGCUUUCUCAUGCGAAUAUUCAAGGAACCCGAAAGUUUAUUCCAACACAUCAAAACUGAAGCUGCCGCCACCAUCCUCAAAAUCGUCUACGGUUAUAAUGUUGAGCCGUUCGGUGCGGACCCUCUCGUGAGAAUUAUCAACGACGUCAUGGAAAAUGCUUCUCGCGCGAUGCUACCGUUUAAGAAACCUGUCGAGAUUUUCCCUGCUCUCAAGCGCCUGCCCGACUGGAUGCCAGGUGCUGGCUUCAAACGCCUCGCCCGCGAAUGGCUAGCUCUAACCGACGCGUCUGCCUACAUCCCAUACAAUCAUGUCAAGAAGCAAAUGGAGAAUGACGAGGAUACCAAAGAGGCCAUCGUCCGAACUGCACAGAUGUUAUUUACCGGAGGUGCAGACACUACAGUUGCUGCUAUCAUGGCAUUUGUGUUGGCGAUGAUCCAACAUCCAGAAGUUCAGGAAAAGGCUCAAGAGGAACUCGACCGAGUUGUUGGCACCGAUCGUCUCCCAACUUACGAAGAUCGACCCAAUCUACCUUACAUCAAUGCUUUCAUGAAGGAGAUGCUCCGUUGGUUUACCGUUGCGCCCGUAAAUACCGCCCACAAGAACGAUGAAGAAAUCAUCUUCCGAGGGUACCGCAUCCCAAAGGGCUCAUAUACGGUUGCAAGCAAUUGGUGGUUCUUGCACGACCCAAAGACCUACGCAAACCCGAUGGCUUUCGAUCCCGAUCGUUACUUGGCGCCCCGAAAUGAGCCAGAUCCCACAGGCAUGUUUGGCUAUGGACGAAGAAUCUGCCCCGGUCGGUUCUUUGCACAAGAGAACCUGUUCAUCACCGUGUCUCAGACUCUGGCAGUGUUUAAGAUUACUCAUGCAGUCGACGAGAACGGGAAGCAAAUUGAGGCUGUGCUCAAACACACACCAGGCUUGAUCGACCACCCACAAGAAUUUCCCUAUAGCAUUGCUCCAAGAAAUGAGAAGUGCGUUGAAUUGCUUAAAAGAUUGGAGGUGGAGAGCCCGUGGGAAGAGAGCAACGCGGAGGAUUUGGAAUGGGGAUCAUUCACUAAAUAUCAAGAGGAGCACCGGCGCUCUGUGGCUGAACGAAGAAGCAAGGUGUCAUAUUAG